GGGCCGCGGGGCUGCGGGACGGACCGGGCGGGGGCCCGGGGUGGCACCCGGCGGACGCCAUGGACCUGCUCUCGGCUCUGAGCCUGGGCGAGCUGGCGCUCAGCUUCUCGCGGGUGCCGCUCUUCCCCGUCUUCGACCUCAGCUACUUCAUCGUCUCCAUCCUCUACCUCAAAUAUGAGCCAGGAGCAGUCGAGCUGUCCCGGCGCCACCCCCUGGCGUCCUGGCUGUGCGCCAUGCUGCACUGUUUUGGGAGCUACAUCCUGGCCGACCUGCUCCUCGGGGAGCCCCUGAUCGACUACUUCAGCAACAGCUCCAGCAUCUUGCUGGCCUCGGCGGUCUGGUACUUGAUUUUCUUCUGCCCCCUGGAUCUCUUCUAUAAGUGUGUCUGCUUCCUGCCCGUCAAACUCAUCUUCGUGGCCAUGAAGGAGGUGGUGAGAGUCCGCAAGAUCGCAGUGGGCAUCCACCACGCACAUCACCACUACCACCACGGGUGGUUCGUCAUGAUCGCCACAGGGUGGGUCAAAGGCUCUGGCGUUGCCCUCAUGUCCAACUUCGAGCAGCUGCUCCGAGGGGUCUGGAAGCCAGAGACCAAUGAGCUCCUUCACAUGUCCUUCCCCACCAAGGCCAGCCUGUACGGAGCCAUACUCUUCACCCUCCAGCAGACCCGCUGGCUCCCGGUGUCCAAAGCCACUCUCAUCUUCAUCUUCACCAUGUUCAUGGUGUCCUGUAAGGUGUUCCUGACAGCCACUCACUCUCACAGCUCCCCUUUUGAUGCCCUGGAGGGCUACAUCUGCCCCGUGCUGUUUGGGGCGGCCUGGGGGGGUGACCAUCACCAUAACAACCACGGAGGGUCCCACGGCGGUUCCCACGGCGGUGGUGGGCCGGGUGCCCAGCAUUCGGCCGUGCCUGCCAAGUCCAAGGAGGAGCUAAGCGAGGGCUCCAGGAAGAAGAAGACCAAGAAGGCGGAUUAAGGGCUGGCCUGAGGGGCACUGGGGAGAGGACCCCGACCC
Messenger RNA from Propithecus coquereli (Coquerel's sifaka), 1010 nucleotides. It is a transcript of the gene TMEM38A, whose product is annotated as transmembrane protein 38A. Bases 60 to 971 code for a protein of 303 amino acids. Gene Ontology annotation, biological process: potassium ion transmembrane transport. NCBI's taxonomy places the organism in Eukaryota, Metazoa, Chordata, Mammalia, Primates, Indriidae. The record is from RefSeq and is a predicted model, not a curated record. Gene Ontology annotation, cellular component: membrane. The transcript has 6 exons. Gene Ontology annotation, molecular function: identical protein binding; potassium channel activity.